AUGGGCCUCUCAAGACACCCCCUCCUCCCCUACAUAUCCACAAUCUUCGGCACCAUAUGCCUCGGCUUCGGAACAACAUACAUGCUAUACCCACGUGUGGGGUACUCUCUCUACGGCUUCUCCAGUACGCCAACGAAUCCACUUGACUGGGCGAUCAUGGAGCGCGUCAUGGUGUUGUAUGGAGCCAAGGACAUUUUUAUCGCAGCUGCGAUCUACGCAUCGACUUGGUUCGGCACCAGGAGGAGCGCAGGAUUUAUCAUGCUGGCGGCAGGACUGUGGCGAGGCGGGGAUAAAUGA
Messenger RNA from Macroventuria anomochaeta, 297 nucleotides. RefSeq lists its product as uncharacterized. The record is from RefSeq and is a predicted model, not a curated record. NCBI's taxonomy places the organism in Eukaryota, Fungi, Ascomycota, Dothideomycetes, Pleosporales, Didymellaceae. The transcript is spliced from 2 exons. Bases 1 to 297 code for a protein of 98 amino acids.